UAAAGAGGGUUUUUUCAUGCUUUUGUGCUUUUAGGCAAAGCAGUCAUGACACAGACGGUCAGCCUGGGCUCUGUCUCCCUAAAAGUGGAGGGCAUGACUUGUGGCUCUUGUGUCCAGUCCAUAGAACAGCGGAUUGGGUCUCAACCAGGAGUGAUACAUCUAAAGGUUUCUUUAGAGGAGAGAAGUGCCACUGUCAUUUUUGACCUCAGCCAACAGAGCCCUGAGUCUUUGUCUGGAGCCAUCGAGGACAUGGGCUUUGAGUCCAGCGUACCAAAUGGCAGCACAGCCACACCAGUAUCUACAGAAACCCAUCUGAUCCCUACCUUAGGCAUGACACCUGCUGCCCAACAGGAAGCUUCGAAGAAGCUGUCGCAAAUUCAAGGAGUGCUGGAUGUCCAAAACAGCCCACCAUAUAGGGGUCUCAUUGUCACUUUUAUUCCCUCCCUGACUUCUGCACAGCAAUUAAGUGACAUGGUGGGAAAUGUUACGCCUCUGGAGAUCCAAGCACCCAGCAGCCCAACUCAAAAAGGCCUAAAGGUUUCUCAAUCCGACACUAUGGGAGGCGGGGUUGCACUUUUGAAGUUAUGCAUUGAAGGAAUGACCUGCCACUCUUGCACAACCACUAUUGAAGGAAAAAUCGGAAAACUGAAAGGAAUUGAAAAAAUCAAAGUUGUUUUAGACUCUCAGGAAGCCAUGAUUGUCUAUCUGCCUUACCUCAUCACAGUCCAAACCAUCAUUGAGCAGAUUGCCACGGCAGGAUUCAAAGCUUCUGUCAAAUCCAAGCCCCGCCCCCUGCAGUUUUCCCCCAGAGACAUGGAGCGCUUUGCUGAUUCUCAAAAACCAACAGUUUCCUCGCCAUCGGAGAUAUCUGAUGAAACCGAAAUCUUUAUAGACACCACACUUGUUGCGCUCAGAGUUAAAGGCAUGCACUGCUCUUCCUGUGUGCGUAAUAUUCAGGACAACAUCUCCAUGCUGCCUGGUGUCUCCUCUGUGGAGGUCUCGCUGGAAAAGGAAAAGGCCUCCAUCUGCCACGAUCCUCUGAAGAUCACGGUAACACAGCUGCAGCAGGCCAUUGAAGCACUUCCUCCUGGAAACUUCAGGACCCAACCCUGGGAUUCCUCCAGCCCUCUUUUUGCUGUUCCCACAUCCACUGCCUCUUCUGUUUCACCACCAGUGUGUUCACGGACAACCCAAGCCAAACCUGCUGCUCCACAGCCUUGUUUUACCCAGCCUCUGGCAUCCAUAGCUAAAAUUCACAUUGAGGGCAUGACCUGCAACUCCUGUGUGCAGGCCAUUGAAGGCAUGAUCUCUAAAAGGAAGGGGGUGGUGUCAGCACAGGUUUCUCUGGCUGAACACCAGGGGGUGUUUGAGUAUGACCCUCUCCUGACCACACCAGAGGACCUAAGGGGGGCCGUAGAGGAUAUGGGCUUUGAUGCAUUCCUUCCUGAGACAAAUUCCCUGCUGCCUGUAUCAGAUCCCAUUCUGACAAGAUCUCUAAGUACAACACCUGUACAAAAAAAGGAGAUAGACAGCGACCCCUGCAACGAAACCCCUCAGGGACGCACUGGGGACACACACUCUAAAUGUUACAUCCAGAUUGGAGGAAUGACAUGCGCUUCCUGUGUGGCAAACAUCGAGCGAAACCUUAAGAAUGAAGCUGGUAUUUACUCUGUUCUGGUCGCACUAAUGGCUAGUAAAGCAGAGGUUCGGUACAACCCUGAAAUCAUCGACCCUCUGACGAUAGCCGAAUGUGUGAAAGAGCUGGGCUUUAGCGCCUCGGUCAUGGAGGACUAUGAAGGCUCAGAUGGAAAUCUUGAACUUGUGGUGAGGGGGAUGACAUGUGCCUCUUGUGUUCAUAAAAUUGAGUCCAACCUCGUGAGAGAAAAGGGGAUUAUAUAUGCUUCUGUUGCCUUGGCAACCAACAAAGCCCAUGUUAAAUAUGAUUCAGAAAUUAUAGGCCCACGGGACAUCAUCAAGCUGAUUGAGAACCUGGGAUUUGAAGCAUCUCUGGUGAAACGAGACCGCUCUGCCAGUCACCUGGACCACAGCAAGGAGAUAAAGCAGUGGAGGAAAUCCUUCUUUGUGAGUUUGAUUUUCUGUGUGCCUGUAAUGGGCAUGAUGAUGUACAUGAUCAUCAUGGACCAUCAGAUGAAUGUAUCCCACCAUCACAACGCUACACUGGAGGACCGCAAUCAUUAUCACUCCACCAUGUUCCUGGAGAGACAGCUGCUUCCAGGGCUUUCCAUCAUGAACCUCCUCUCCUUCAUCUUCUGUGUGCCUGUACAGUUUAUUGGAGGUCGCUACUUUUACGUUCAAGCCUACAAAGCAGUGAAACACAAGUCCGCCAACAUGGAUGUGCUGAUAGUGCUGGCCACUACUAUAGCCUUCAGCUACUCGUGUGUCGUCCUGUUGGUGGCCAUGGUGGAGAAAGCAAAAGUCAACCCCAUCACUUUCUUCGACACCCCUCCGAUGCUCUUUGUCUUCAUUUCACUGGGACGCUGGCUGGAACAGAUUGCCAAGAGCAAAACAUCUGAGGCUUUGUCCAAACUCAUGUCUUUACAAGCAACUGAGGCCACAGUGGUCACUCUGAGCAGUGAUAAUUCUAUUCUCAGUGAGGAGCAGUUGGAUGUUGAGCUGGUGCAGAGAGGUGACGUGGUGAAAGUCGUCCCCGGGGGGAAGUUUCCAGUUGAUGGGAGAGUAAUCGAAGGUCAUUCCAUGGCUGAUGAGUCCCUCAUCACAGGUGAGGCCAUGCCGGUGACAAAAAAGCCCGGGAGCUCUGUGAUUGCUGGCUCCAUAAACCAGAAUGGCUCUCUGCUGGUCAGCGCCACUCAUGUCGGCAUGGACACCACCCUGUCACAGAUUGUGAAACUGGUGGAGGAGGCUCAGACAUCGAAGGCUCCCAUCCAGCAAUAUGCAGAUAAAAUCAGUGGCUACUUUGUCCCCUUCAUUGUUGGCAUAUCUGUCCUAACACUGAUCGCCUGGAUCGUCAUUGGGUUUCUAGACUUCUCUCUCGUGGAGAUGUACUUUCCCGGUUAUGACAAAAGCAUUUCCAGAGCCGAGGCGGUGAUUCGCUUCGCCUUCCAGGCCUCCAUAACAGUGUUAUGCAUCGCCUGCCCCUGUUCCCUUGGCCUGGCCACCCCAACAGCUGUGAUGGUGGGCACAGGUGUUGGAGCUCAAAAUGGCAUCUUGAUAAAAGGAGGAGAACCACUCGAGAUGGCACAUAAGGUGCAAUCGGUGGUGUUCGACAAGACUGGGACCAUCACAUAUGGCGCUCCCAAGGUUGUCCAAGUCAAGAUAGUUGUGGAGGGGAAUAAGAUGCCUCGCUCCCGUCUGCUGGCCAUUGUGGGCACGGCAGAGAACAACAGUGAACAUCCUCUGGGAGCAGCCAUCACCAAGUACUGCAAACAGGAGCUGGGCACAGAGUGUCUCGGCACCUGCAUAGACUUCCAGGCGGUGCCAGGCUGCGGCAUACGAUGUCAGGUCAGCAACACGGAGACUCUGCUGAAGCAGGUGGACAGUGACAGCGAGGACAACAACCAGCGCAACAGCAUCCUCAUCCAGAUCAACUCGGUUCAGACGGUCACCUACGUCGUCCUCAUUGGCAACAGAGAAUGGAUGAGGAGGAACUGCCUGCAGAUCCAUCCAGACGUGGAUGAGGCCAUGACCGAGCACGAGCGCAGAGGAUGCACCGCUGUUUUAGUGGCUGUUGACAACUUGCUGUGCGCAAUGAUAGCCAUAGCUGACACAGUGAAACCUGAGGCAGAGUUGGCGGUCCACACGCUCACCAGCAUGGGUCUGGAGGUUUUCUUAAUGACUGGAGAUAACAGCAGGACCGCUCGGGCCAUUGCUGCCCAGGUGGGCAUCAGAAAGGUGUUUGCCGAGGUCCUGCCGUCCCACAAGGUGGCCAAAGUGGAGCAGCUGCAGCAGGCAGGGAAGAUAGUUGCCAUGGUGGGAGAUGGUGUCAACGACUCGCCUGCUCUGGCCAUGGCUGACGUGGGCAUCGCCAUAGGAACCGGGACUGAUGUGGCCAUAGAGGCAGCAGACGUGGUCUUAAUAAGGAAUGACCUGCUGGAUGUAGUCGGCAGUAUUGACCUCUCAAAAAAGACCGUGAGGAGGAUCAGAGUCAACUUUGUCUUUGCUCUCAUUUACAAUCUGGUUGGAAUUCCUAUUGCUGCAGGCGUGUUCCUGCCUAUCGGUCUGGUGUUACAGCCCUGGAUGGGCUCUGCCGCCAUGGCGCUGUCUUACACUAAGCCGAGUGCCGAGAAGCUGGAAGCCAGACUCGGUAAAAGCAGACAGCAGGGCAGCCUGUCUGACGUCAGCGUUCACAUUGGCAUGGGGGAAAUGCGUCGCCCCUCCCCCAAACUCAGCUUGCUGGAUCGCAUUGUCAACUAUAGCCGGGCGUCAAUCAACUCGCUGCGCUCCGACAAGCACUCGCUCAACAGCCUAGUGCUCAGCGAGCCCGACAAACACUCACUGCUGGUGGGGGAGACGCUGUGUGAGGAGGAGGUCUGCUGA
Messenger RNA from Menidia menidia (Atlantic silverside), 4515 nucleotides. The record is from the annotation of a GenBank genome assembly. NCBI's taxonomy places the organism in Eukaryota, Metazoa, Chordata, Actinopteri, Atheriniformes, Atherinopsidae.